Messenger RNA from Exophiala bonariae, 1206 nucleotides. RefSeq lists its product as uncharacterized. NCBI's taxonomy places the organism in Eukaryota, Fungi, Ascomycota, Eurotiomycetes, Chaetothyriales, Herpotrichiellaceae. Gene Ontology annotation, cellular component: spindle midzone; chromosome, centromeric region; chromosome passenger complex. Gene Ontology annotation, biological process: mitotic sister chromatid segregation. The record is from RefSeq and is a predicted model, not a curated record. The transcript is spliced from 2 exons. The coding region runs from base 1 to 1206 and encodes 401 amino acids.
AUGCCUCCCGCAAACCCACGCAAGAGGAAAUCCAGUGAAAUGGAGGAGGAACCUGCUCCCGCCGCCACUCCAACUGGAAGCCCUAGGAAGAAGAUGAGGAUAACACAAUCACAAAAGCAAGCAUUGAUGGAUAAUCUGCAAUUAGAGAUCACUGAACGAGCACGACAGCUUCGAGCCGGCUAUUCACUUCAAUGCGCCGAUCUUCGAGCUCGCAUUGAAAGACGCGUCAAUCGAAUCCCCUUGGCUGUUCGGAAAAUGACUAUGGGUGAGCUCAUGGAACAACACCAAGCCAACAAGACGAAGACCACGAAAAUACAAGCUGUACCACCCAAACAAUCCCAGGCAGAAGCUGAAGAAACAGAGCGACCUCUCCCACCACUACCAAGACAAGAAGUGGCUAAGGUUCCUUCCCCAGCGCGUUCAGUUCCGCAAGCAGCACCCACUCGAGGCAAGAAGCGGAAAAGUACCAUUCGAAUCGCGUCGGACAAGGAAAACGAGAAUGCAGUUGGCUUGGAGAAUCUACCCGUGCUGAAGAACAACAAACGCACCAAAGCAGGGCAAGCAGCACCAGGAACACGGACGGCAUCUCGAACUGUGAAAGCCAACUCUGUGCUCUCACCGCGAUCUCAUAACUCUCGGACACUUCCUCGCUCCCCGAUUAAAGAGUACACUGUAGCACCCAAUUCGCCAGCCAAGAGCUUUAUCGCCAGACCCAUCUCACCUCUCAAACCAGUCAGUCCGUUCAAAUCAGCAGCGACUGCGGCCACGUCGGCUAUUUCUGCAAGUGUACACGGCAUGAUCGAACAAGCGAAGCGAGGAACUGCCGCACGAAUGACUCGAACAGCAUCGAAGGAAAAACCAGCAACCACAGGAACUCGAGGGAAAAUGCUUCCCCCGCCCCGUCCAGGCCUCAACAGCGCAUCCUCGCCUCAACGGACAGCCAGCCAAUCCAGCAGCCAUAGUGCGACUACCGAUAUCUCAAUAAGCUCGACCAACACGACCGUCGUGAAACCAAAACGUGGACGCCCAGCGGCAGCGACAGCCAAAGCAGUUGAGCAGAAGAGCCCCGGAAUGGCAAGACGGGGCGUUGCAAGGGCGGCGAGUGCAGCAAAAACGGCCUUGAAGCGUAAUCCAACCACAGCAAACAAGAAGGUGGUGAUUGCUGAGCCUGCCACUGGGAGACGGAUCCUAAGGAAAAGGACUUGA